AUGGGCUCGCAAAGCCCGACCAACGCAAACGACCGCCCGCGCCUGACCGAGGCCCAGAAGAAGGAAAACCACAUCCGCUCCGAGCAGAAGCGCCGCGAGGCCAUCCGCGAGGGCUUCGACCGUCUGGCCUCGAUCGUGCCGGGCAUGGACGGCCAGGGGCGCAGCGAGGCCGUGGUGCUCGAGGCCACCAUCAGGUUCAUGCGCGACAAGAUCGUCGAGCGCCAGCAGAUCAUCGCCGACGCCCACGCUCAGGGCAUCGACACGGCAGCCUGGGACCUGCCCAAGGAGACGCUGGACGCCUGCAACGCCCAGCUGCUGCGCACCAAGAACGAGGACGCCCAGGCGAACGGCCUCAACGGCAAGAGCUAG
Molecule: messenger RNA, 369 nt
Organism: Boeremia exigua
Lineage: Eukaryota; Fungi; Ascomycota; Dothideomycetes; Pleosporales; Didymellaceae
Exons: 1
Coding region: 1-369 (122 amino acids)
Biological process (GO): regulation of transcription by RNA polymerase II
Molecular function (GO): protein dimerization activity; RNA polymerase II cis-regulatory region sequence-specific DNA binding; DNA-binding transcription factor activity, RNA polymerase II-specific
Source: RefSeq, a predicted model, not a curated record